UAUGGAGCUCUUCUCACAGAAACAAAUAAAACCGAUUGACAACAGGGGAGACGACUUGUUUAAGAGGCGCCGAGAUGGAAGUGAAAAAUAAAAAGAAGAUACUGGUUUGUCAGCUCUAGACUUUUAUUACUUCAGAAGAGCACAUCAACUUCAAUCACUAUUCAGUGAAGGGUUAGGUCCUUGGCUGGAAGUGAAAGUUGUGGUUUAUUUGUAUCAAAUGAUGAUUUUCUGGCUUGAAAAAAAUGGAGUGGAAAAGGAAGUUUUAUGACAUUGUGAGAGAAACAGAGUCUAAUCUCACUAAGGCUCGGCGCAAACUUUAUGGGCAUGGCAACAUUGAGGAGACAUGUUCACAAGAAGUAUACAAAUUGAAAGACCCUUUAUCAUCCACCAUUACAUCCUCCACUCCAGCACUGGCUUCCUGGUCACCAGUUCAGUGGAGGGAUGAUAGCAACAUAGGCAGUCACCAUUUGGGAUCAUGGCCAACAUCAAUGUCUGCGCAAAGCAGUUGGGAAGUCAGAUCUUUAUUGGAAAAAGUAGAUGCUCAGAAUCAGGUAAUACAUAAGAUGGAACGGUUGCUAAAAUCACUGGAUAAAGAAAGAGAUGAAUACAAACAACAGAUUCGAGAUUUACGAAAUGAAGUAGGGGGGCUCGUGUCACAUCUGAAUGUGUCACGGACAUCAGAUUUACAGGUUGAGACUCAGGUGGACCUUAUGAGGCGGGAAGUCAUGGCAGAAAUAAAACGUCUUAAGGAUAUGCUUCAUGAAGGAAGAUCUGCCACAACUUACUCAAGUUUGUUGGAAAGAGGGAUGGCUAAAGACAUUCGAGACAUCAAGCAAAACAUACAGGAAGAGUUAGACAGAGUACAACAAGAAGUGAACCAAAUCAAUCGGCGUUUAGGAAAAUUAGAGGUGGACAUCACAGCACAUGAUUUAAGUCACAGAGAUAUUCAUGGUCCUGAAGAAUGGACCUUACGUGAGUCAUCUCGUGUGAAGAAUUCAUCAGUUCCAAAAGUACCUCUACACCAAGAUUUUUCCCCAGGAUUUAAUCCUGUGAGUGCAAUACAGAUAGAACAUCUCAGGUCAACUGUGUCAAAUCUGCAUGAAAAACUUGACAAACUAGAAGGAAGACUCCCCAGUGCGGACUCAAUCAGCAAGCAGCUACCAAUGCCUAGCAAUGGCACCACAGAUUUGGGCUUCUCUCCAUCACGCAAGCAUUUAGCCAAAGCUCAUGUGCUGGAUCUAGACGAUAAUAACUGCAGUGACCUCACUGAUUUAGAUCUGUCUGCUGAUCUUGAUGGCAAUUCAAGUUCCAUUGAUGACGAUUUGAGUGAUGAUUCUGACAUCCUUAUGCCUAAAAAAACCUAUGACAUUAAAUCCCAUUUGAACACAAGUCAGAGAAGUUGGAAAAAGCAAACCAAACUCCAGACACCUGCUUCUGUCAGAGUAUCAUCUCCAGUUACUGGAAUUCCCAGUGAAUUAGAUGCAGAUAGUCUUGACAUGGACAGUCCUGUUGACUUGAACUCUUCAGAAGUGGAUGACAGCAUUGACUCGAAAGUUGACCAUCUUUAAAUUCAAGUCACAGUUGAGACUGUUAAUUGCAUAAUUGCUAAAAAUGCAUUUAAUACCAUUGCAGCAUAUGAAGAUGUUAAAGCUUAUAAAGCAGCCUAAGAUUACAAUUUUCAUGAGCAGUUUUCAGUUUUAUCCUAUAAUACAAAUUUUUUUGGUAAUGCACUUACACCCAUUGACAUAUCUAUUGUGAAAGUUGUAACUAGCAAUAUUUAUAACAACUUGUCCAGUCUUUUGUCCAGCUAUGUUUUGUGUUCAUUUUUUUUUUUUUUUUUGUGGUGAAAAUGAGCAUAUGGUUUCAAAUAUAUAUAUAGGCAAUUACAUAUCUACACAAGAGGUUAUCAAAAGAUGUGUUCUGUUGGCAACUUGUCAUUGUCUCAGGGUUUGGUUUUUUCUUUGGACUUGAAGGCAAUAUUUGAAAUAGAAAAAUUUUGAUUUAAUAUUUGUUCAAAUAUUGAGGAAUUAAAGGAAAAUGUUCACAGAAAUCUUUGGAGACUAAGAACAUUUAUGUGUAAUUAUAUCAUGUUUUUGUAACUUGCUACCAUAAAAAAAAAUGAUAGAUACAAAAGACCUCUAAAAAUUUGUCUCCAGGAAGGCUAUAUUUAUGCAGGAUUAUUGAGUUUUGACAUUUUCUUGAGACACUUUAAAAAAUAAAAAGCAUUUACAUGCUGAGCUGCUCAGUGAUCAUGGUGAAUACUUGUAUGCUGAAAUAAAAUUGUCCAUCUAGCUCUCCUUAUGGAACUUGCAAUGACAGAUUAUCAUUUCAUCUUGUGGGCCCCACAGUACCUUAAGUAGCCAUCAUGGUCAAGUCCAGGAAAGUGCCCUUGUUCCAAGAUGGAAAUAAUUUUUUUAUUCUUUACCUUCUCCAUGACAUGUUUGUAUUUGAGUACAGCAUUAUCUAUUACAGUAUUUUAAAAACUGGUUUAAAUGGUUAUCACCUGUUCAACAUUUUUAUUUUAAAUUAUUAUUCUGAAUGGGAUGGCAUGGGUUAGUGUUCUUUUCAUACUGUAGAUACAAUUACAUCCUCUUGCCAAGUCUUCCUCUUACUGCAGAAUGGAUGUUCCUGAAAGUUACCCCUAGGGAAGGAUCACAAACCCUCCUUAUGUCACCACCUUUGGCUCUUGCCCAGCAUUUGGAUGGUGAUGUUGGGAAUGUAGAUCAUUAUCAUACUGACUUGCAGUUCCUUGGAAAUGCCUUACAAAUCUGUCUUCUGAGGUAAUUAUAACCAUAAUCUGUACUAAUCCUUAAUAAGAAGCAAAUAUAGUGUGAUUUAAUGCAAUUCUUAAUCAUAUAUGUAAUAAAAUCAAGACAGUAGAAACAUAUCAAAAUACACCCAGUAUAAAAAGUUG
Molecule: messenger RNA, 2914 nt
Organism: Pomacea canaliculata
Lineage: Eukaryota; Metazoa; Mollusca; Gastropoda; Architaenioglossa; Ampullariidae
Exons: 13
Coding region: 243-1568 (441 amino acids)
Source: RefSeq, a predicted model, not a curated record